CAGAGCAGCCACACUCGUGAUUCUCCUGAGGACGCUCACCGGAACACCGGGAGGAUUACUGUGUGUCCACUUCUGGAGGAAUAUUCAUUUUCUUGUUCAAUCUUUUUCUUUAUUGUUCCUAUAAGUUUCCUGAGUCAUGGAUAUAUACAUUUUGAUUUCCGCGUUGACGCUGAUACACUCCUGGAUGAUGUGCACAGCUCUCUCCGCGCCAGCUGGACAGACACCCACCGCCUCCACCCGCAGCACCGACAGCACCCACAGCACCCACAGCACCGACAGCACCCACAGCACCGCCUCCACCCACAGCACCGACAGCCCUCUGCGGCGCCAUGUGCGGACCAAGCGCUGCUCCUGCGCCACGUUCAUGGACAACGAGUGCGUCUACUUCUGCCACCUGGACAUCAUCUGGGUCAACACCCCCGAGCGCGUGGUCGCGUACGGGCUGGGCAACGCUCCCAGGAGGAGGCGCGCGCUCCCGGACGCCAAGGCGACCCGCGAGGAGCCGCGCUGCCAGUGUCUGCGACGGAGUGACGUCACCUGUCGAAGCUUCUGCCGGCUGGAGAGCCGCCCCAGGUCAGAGACGUCUCCAGACGCGCGGGGCCGCUCCGCCGCCGCCGGGCGCGACGCGUGCGCAGAGGCGCAGUGCAAGCCGCAGCGGGCCGCGGGCACGCGGACUCAGAGAACGCGAAGCGGCAUCGACGAGAAGCGGGCAUCGCCUCUGGCCACGGGGGCCGCCUUGAGGACCCGUCUGCUGCUCGCCAAGUGGAGGGCGAGGCAGCGGCGCAGGGCGAGGGCGUGGGGGGGCGAGAGCGCGGCGGCGGCCUCCUAAAGACGGACGCGCGACCUCGUUGCCGACACGGCGGCAGAGCGCUCCGGGCUGCACCGCACGGGGCCAACGAGGCUCAGAGACGCCGUGAGGCGAAGGGAGCCGAGGCCCCGGGCCGGUCCUCCUGUGGGGGGUCACGGACCCUUUGGACUGAGAGAAAAACACCAAAUAGCAUUUCAAAAAAACUGGACAUGACUGGAAGGCUUUAAGAUGACAGAAAGUACAACUCACUGCCGUGU
Messenger RNA from Pseudoliparis swirei, 1065 nucleotides. RefSeq names its product endothelin 1 (gene edn1). Gene Ontology annotation, cellular component: extracellular region. Gene Ontology annotation, molecular function: hormone activity; endothelin A receptor binding; endothelin B receptor binding. The record is from RefSeq and is a predicted model, not a curated record. Gene Ontology annotation, biological process: regulation of systemic arterial blood pressure by endothelin; intracellular calcium ion homeostasis; regulation of vasoconstriction. Lineage: Eukaryota; Metazoa; Chordata; Actinopteri; Perciformes; Liparidae. Bases 137 to 829 code for a protein of 230 amino acids. The transcript is spliced from 5 exons.